Achroia grisella is the source of this 1040-nucleotide messenger RNA. RefSeq names its product protein obstructor-E-like. Lineage: Eukaryota; Metazoa; Arthropoda; Insecta; Lepidoptera; Pyralidae. The record is from RefSeq and is a predicted model, not a curated record. Gene Ontology annotation, cellular component: extracellular region. Gene Ontology annotation, molecular function: chitin binding. The transcript has 6 exons. Bases 129 to 1007 code for a protein of 292 amino acids.
AGUGUUAAAGUCAGUGCGCCAUUGAGUGCGGUGCGGGCGUCAUUCAAGCCUAAAAUAAGUUAGAAAAGUCACAUAGUAGUGACAUUUAAGUUAAGUGACUGAUAAGUAGUGUUUUCACACAACACAAGAUGGCGUUUCGGUGCGUAGGAGUCGUUCUUCUAUGUUUAGUAGUAUUAGCAUCAUCAGCGGUACCAAAGAAUGCGAGAAAAAAGCCGGCCAACCCGCCCGCUCGCGCUGCAGCCGAUGCCGAACGUGACGCUGAAAUCACAAACUCCUGUCCUGAUGACGGGUUCUUCGCUGAUGCUGAACAGUGUGACAAGUAUUACCAGUGCAGAGACGGCGAAAUAACUGAGAAACUCUGCCCUGACGGCAUGGUGUUCAACGAUUACAGCGCUGAUGAAGAGAAAUGUGAUUUGCCUUUCAACCUUGACUGUUCGCAACGACCCAAGCUACAGACACCUAUUCCGGCGCUUCAUUGCCCACGUCAAAACGGAUAUUUCUCACAUGAGGAUCCAAAGGAGUGUGGCAAGUUCUAUUAUUGUGUGGACGGCAAGUUCAAUAUGAUCACCUGCCCGGAUGGACUGGUGUACAAUGACAAGACUGGCAUCUGCACUUGGCCUGAUGAAGCUAAAAAGAAGGGAUGUGGAGCUGCUGAGGUAUUCCAAUUCGACUGUCCCGCCGUGAAUGAGACCUUCGGGCUGACGCACCCUCGUUACGCAGACCCAGAAGACUGCCAAUUCUUCUACGUGUGUAUCAAUGGUAACACUCCCCGACGCUCCGGCUGCAAGCUGGGACAGGCCUUCGACGACGUCCACAAAAGAUGCGAAUGGGCUCGGAAAGUUCCAGAAUGCGCUGAUUGGUACAAGGGUCAACUCACUGAUGCCGAACUCGAUGCGUUGGAGAACCCACCCACAGUAAAACCUAAACCUUUAGGAUCUCAGCCGUCCCGCCGUAAGCCACAACGCCCUGGUAAGGGCAAGGCAGUGCACAUCGAAGAUGACGAGUAAUAUUUAUGUAUAUAGUUAGGUUAAUAAAUAAAU